Molecule: messenger RNA, 2022 nt
Organism: Panicum virgatum (switchgrass)
Lineage: Eukaryota; Viridiplantae; Streptophyta; Magnoliopsida; Poales; Poaceae
Product: casein kinase II subunit alpha-2-like
Exons: 10
Coding region: 13-1440 (475 amino acids)
Biological process (GO): protein phosphorylation
Cellular component (GO): nucleus; protein kinase CK2 complex; cytosol
Molecular function (GO): protein serine/threonine kinase activity; ATP binding
Source: RefSeq, a predicted model, not a curated record
CGGCACACGGUCAUGAUGGCCCACCAGCCCGCGACCACGAGGAUUGCUCGAGAUUUUUACGUGCGUGCCCACCACGCCUCUGGUGGAGCCCACGCGUGCGUGCGCCCGGCGCGCCAGGCCUCCGUGCUUUUGCUCUCGCACGCCGCAGCGAGCCAGCCAGCGGCACGCCCGUCCGGAUCCCUCCGCCCCCCGCGCCGCGGUUCCAUGGCCUGGUGCGCCCUGCGCCGCCGCGUCCACCCGCUUCCGGCAUCCGCCGCCGCCGCCGCGCCCCACGGCUUCCUCCUGCGCUUCCUCCUCUCCACCGCGGCCCCGCGCCACGCUCACCACCACCAACGGCGCCGCCGCGUCGCCCCCACGGCCUACACCGCCGCCGCGGCUGAGGCGCCGCUCCCCAUGACGCCGCGCUUCGGCCGGGCCACGCGGCUUCCCGGGGGCGCCGCCUCCGUUGCGCGCGUCUACGCGGACGCCAACGGCCAGCGCCCCAAGGAAUACUGGGAUUACGAGUCGCUCGACAUCCAGUGGGGGGAGCAGGAUGGGUACGAGGUGCUGCGGAAGGUGGGGAAGGGAAAGUACAGCGAGGUGUUUGAAGGUUUCCGGCCUGGGAGCGAUGAGAGGUGCAUCAUUAAGAUCCUCAAGCCCGUGAAGAAGAAGAAGAUAAAGAGGGAAAUAAAAAUACUUCAGAACUUAUAUGGAGGACCAAAUAUUGUAAAGCUGCUUGAUGUUGUCAGAGAUGAGGAAUCAAAGACGCCUAGUCUGAUCUUCGAAUAUGUCAAUAACACUGACUUCGAAGUGCUCUACCCUGCGCUAUCUGAUUAUGAUAUCAGAUAUUAUAUUUUUGAAUUAUUAAAGGCACUAGAUUAUUGUCAUUCACGGGGUAUCAUGCACCGAGAUGUCAAACCUCACAAUAUCAUGAUUGACCAUGAAAAACGCCAGCUUCGUCUAAUCGAUUGGGGUCUUGCAGAGUUCUACCAUCCCAAGAUGGAAUAUAAUGCUAGAGUUGCUUCAAGAUGCUACAAGGGUCCUGAACUUCUUGUGGAUUUGUUAGAUUAUGAUUACUCAUUGGAUUUGUGGAGCCUUGGUUGCAUGUUUGCAGCAAUGAUAUUCCGAGUGGACCCGUUCUUUAGUGGCCAGGGUAAUUAUGACCAGUUAGUUAAAAUAACUGAGGUUCUUGGCACAGAAGAUUUCUACGAGUACCUUGACAAAUAUUGUCUCCAGCUUGCCCCACAGCUGGAAAGACUCAUUGGAAGACAUAAUAGGAAACCAUGGGUAAAGUUUGUCAACGCUAGGAACAGACACCUAGUUAGCCCCGAGGCUAUUGAUUUGAUUGAUAAGCUACUCCGGUACGAUCACCAGGAAAGGCCUACAGCAAAGGAAACCAUGGCUCAUCCAUAUUUCAAUCCGGUAAGAAGCUCUGAGAGCAGCAGGUCAAAUUCUCAAUAGCAACAAGAUGUGCAAAGGUGCAUGUGAACGACCCUCUAGCUGAAUUGGUUAGAUGGGCUCAAGUAGCACCCCCCUUACAUAGGGGAGUGGAUUUCAGGCUGGGGGCUACAAAAAUCCCCGCACCUGCCUCCGCACCAAAGCACAUGGAAGGUCCGGCCUGCUCUCGAGUCUCGACCCGCUCUCACACGGGAAACAGCACGGGCAACAGUAUCCCUAUGUAAGGGUGGGGAAGGGGUUUGGGGAUUUUCUCAGGAAUACCUUCUUGUUCUAAUGCUCGGAGGGCAGCUUGCCACAGACUGGGUAUUUUUUUUCCUUUCUGCAAAGGUGCACCUUUACUUUUCAUGUGGCUCAACACUGUCAUGCAAGGCAAACGGCAUGUUUUGACAAUUCUUUUAAACUUGUGCGAAAGAUGUAGAGAAAUACUUUUAAGGCAGGUGCAUGGUCUCCGCAUAGCGGCAUGUAAGUGUCACAAUUUGUGUGAGUUUAUUCUUUAACUCUGCUGACUGUUCUCCUGCGAAUAAUUUAUAUCACCAGUGGGCUUGUAUACCGCAUCACUUGGAGAGAAAAUCCGGGUCAUUUGCU